This is a messenger RNA of Magnolia sinica, 521 nucleotides long. RefSeq lists its product as uncharacterized. The transcript is spliced from 2 exons. The record is from RefSeq and is a predicted model, not a curated record. Bases 48 to 416 code for a protein of 122 amino acids. Lineage: Eukaryota; Viridiplantae; Streptophyta; Magnoliopsida; Magnoliales; Magnoliaceae.
UAUAUAUACCCUCUCUCUCUCUCUCUCUCUCUCCCCUUCCUUUGGCCAUGGUUGAUAACUCCAUCGUCUGUUGCAUGUGCGGCGACGUCGGUUUCCCUGACAAGCUCUUUCGUUGCACCGGAUGCCGGUCUCGGUUCCAACAUUUAUACUGUAGUAACUACUACGAUGAAUCGUUGCCAGCGGACAGUCUUGCAUUCUGCGAUUGGUGCCAUAGCAAAGAGCGGAGCGUUAGGCAUGCUGUAGCACAAUCAAAGAGAUCAGCAGAGAAGAACACCAGCAUCAUCAAACGGUCUGAGUACUCCGGCGACAAGAUCAAAAGGCAUGAUAGAGAGGAGAGCAGCGAUCGCGGUAAGAACGUAGGUAGCGCGCCUUCGCCGCGGCGUAGGUACAAGUUCCUUAAGGAUGUCAUGUGUUGAGUAAGAUGAGAUUGUGUCACAUAUGUAUAUAUUAGCCCUAAAUAUGAGAUUUUCAAUGCUUCUGAGUUCUUAUGUUAGUCAGAUCUAAGCCAUGGUAUUUGUGUU